Strongylus vulgaris is the source of this 708-nucleotide messenger RNA. The record is from the annotation of a GenBank genome assembly. NCBI's taxonomy places the organism in Eukaryota, Metazoa, Nematoda, Chromadorea, Rhabditida, Strongylidae.
AGACUUACAAUGUUGUUUUAGUUAUCAGCAAGCAGAAAAAGCUGUCCAAUUUGCUGUUCCUCGACUUUUAUCUAUGGGAAUCAAAGUAAUUCGGCCACCUGACUAUUAUGCCGAAAUGGCAAAAAGCGAUGGUCACAUGCAAAAAGUGCGUAAACGACUGCUGAAGAUCCAAGAAGGCAAGGAAAGGCAGGAAGCUAUUCGUAGAAUGCGGGAGGAGAAAAAAUACGCGUCUAAAGAAGUUUUGGAAAAGCGAAUAAGUGAAAAGAAACAAUUAAUGGAAGCUGUGAAGAAGCAUAAGAAAGGAAUGAAACAACAGUUGGAAGAUAUGUUGAGCAAUGUUAAAAGAAUGGGUUUGGAUCAGGUUCGUCCCCAUUUUCCUUGCAGAAAAACAGUGCGAUCAUUUAAUGUGGGUAGGUUCCAACAAUCAACAGAGGAUGAACCCGUUCCUAGUGGAUCUGCGAACAAAAACGCUAUAAACAAGUUUGGCCGUACAAAGACAGGGCGAGGAUUUGAUGCGAAGAAGCAGUGGAAAGAUCAAAAGUUUGGCUAUGGUGGUAGAAAAAAAGGUAGCAAGCGGAAUGACAGAGAAAGUUUUGAGAAUAUAACGGAUAGAAGAGAGAAAUUUGGAAAAUCAGGCCAUGGUGGUGGAGGUUUCCGUGGGAAAGCACGAAUAAGAGGUGGUAGAUCUCGAGGAGGCAGACGAUGAUG